Molecule: messenger RNA, 1495 nt
Organism: Mus caroli (Ryukyu mouse)
Lineage: Eukaryota; Metazoa; Chordata; Mammalia; Rodentia; Muridae
Source: RefSeq, a predicted model, not a curated record
AAUGCAGUUACUUAUGAGGACGUGCAUGUGAACUUCACUCAAGAGGAGUGGGCUCUGCUGGAUCCUUCUCAGAAGAAGCUCUACAAAGAUGUCAUGUUGGAGACCUACAGGAACCUCAGUGCUAUAGGAUUUAAUUGGGACGACAAAACUACUGAAGAACAUUGUCAAAGUUCCAGGAGACAGAGAAGGCAUGAAAGAAGUCAGAGUACAGAAAAAGUGUCUGAAUAUACUCAACGUGGUAAAGCCUUUGCUUUACAUGCUCACAGUCAUGCCCAAAGACAUGAAAGGAUUCAUACAGAAAAGAAACCCCAUGGAGUGAUUCAAUUUGUUGAAGCCUUUGCUCAACAUAGUCUCCAACUUCGUAAAAGAGCACAAACUGGAAAGAAACUCUAUGAAUGGAAGCAAUGUGGUAAAGCCUUUGUAGAUCACAGCCAUCUUAAAAUGCCUGAAAGAAUUCACACCGGAGAGAAACCUUAUGAAUGUCAUCAGUGUGAAAAAGCCUUUCCAAGUCACACCUUUUCACAAAUUUGUAACCUCCAGUUGCAUAGACGAAUUCAUACUGGAGAGAAACCGUACAAAUGUAAUAAAUGUGAGAAAACCUUUUCACAACAUAAUGCCCUCAAGUAUCAUAGAAGAAUUCAUAGUGGAGAGAAACCAUACAAAUGUAAUGAAUGUGAUAAAAUAUUUAGACAAAGCAGUGAUCUCCAAAAGCAUAAAAGAAUACAUACAGGAGAAAAACCCUACAAAUGUAAUCAAUGUGAGAAAGUCUUUUCCCAACAUCAUCAUCUCCAAAACCAUAAAAGAACACAUACUGGAGAGAAACCCUUCAAAUGUAAUGAAUGUGAUAAGGCCUUUUCACAAAUUGGUAACCUCCAGUCGCAUAGACGAAUUCAUACUGGAGAGAAACCCUACAAAUGUAAUACAUGUGAGAAAGCCUUUUCACAACAUAGUCACCUCCAGUCACAUAGAAGAAUUCAUACUGGAGAGAAACCCUACAGAUGUAAUAAAUGUGAGAAAGCCUUUUCACAACAUAGUAACCUCCAGUUGCAUAGAAGAAUUCAUAAUGGAGAGAAAUCCUAUAAAUGUAAUAAAUGUGAGAAAGCCUUUUUACAACACUAUAGCCUCCAAAGACAUAAAGGAAUACAUACUGGAUAGAAACCCGAUGAAUGUGAUCUAUGUGUGAAAGCCUGUGUAUGUCACAGGCAUCUUCAAAAGCAUAAAAGAAUUCGUACUGUAGGAAAAGCUUAUGAAUGUAUACAAUAUGGUAAAAUCUACAAGUACCCAUAGUCUUCAUCAUCAUGAACAUAUUUGUAUUGGCAAGAAACCCUCUGAAUAUUAUCUGUGUGGUAAAACCUAUCCCAACACACUUAUCUCCCAAUGCAUCAAGGAGCACACACUGGGGAGACAGAGGUUGGAGGUUGGGGAGGAGGACUUAUGAAUGUACACAAUGUAAAAAUCCAUGCUGCAGGGAAGCCCUACAAAUGUAGUUCUUCAG